This is a messenger RNA of Amoebophrya sp. A25, 480 nucleotides long. NCBI's taxonomy places the organism in Eukaryota, Dinophyceae, Syndiniales, Amoebophryaceae. The record is from the annotation of a GenBank genome assembly.
UUCUUGCAAAGGAUAAUUGUUCCUUGGAGGGAUUGCGUGUCUCUGUGAAGACGCGUAUUGGCGUCGAUCACGCAGAUAGCUACGAAUUUCUAGAGGCGUUCAUAGACCGCUUGCGUCCAGUGUGCAAGAGGUUCAUCCUGCACGCACGCAAAUGCAUCUUGAAGGGGCUCACGCCUGCACAGAAUCGGAACAUUCCUCCCUUGAAUUACGAGCGCGUAUUUCGCAUCUGCGAACGGUUUCCUGACUGUGAGUUUCUCCUCAAUGGAGGAAUUAAGACGUUGGUGGACGCACGGCGUCUGGCGUACGGAACAAAGCUGUCGAGGGAACUUUCUUCCUCUGCUUCGUCAUCUGCUUCUCCGGCGCUUAGUAGAGGACCGGAGGAGAGCAGGACAUAUGAGUCCACAACUGCUACUAAUGGAUCAUGCGGUCGUCCUCAAGAAAAUGCAACUUCGUCAACUUCUAAGGUUUCGGAACACGGUA